UUGAAAACAACCACGAGUGAGGAAGCGAGAUGAAGAGUGAUGGGGCUGGUCGUGUUGUGUGGCUGAGGCGGAAGGCGUAGAGACAGCGGUUGGUUGUGCGCCCUGAGCUGCAACUUCUGAGUAAAAAAGCCAGUGGAGGAGAAGGGUCUGAAACAAAAACAACAAAGUUUCCUUUACAGUCAGGUCAGUUGAAAUACGUUGGACAGCUAUGGAAAUAGAAAAUGAGCAGACGGACAAUAUCAAUUCUACAGAACUAGAUAAUUUGAGUGAUACUCUGUUUUCUGGUGAUGAGGAAAGUGGUGGCACCGAGGAAAUAAAAAAUGAGAUAAAUGGUAAUUGGAUCCCUUCAGUAUCUCUUAAUGAAGCUAAGAUCAAUGCCAGAGCAAAGAGGAGGCUGAGAAAAAAUUCCUCUAGAGACUCUGGCCGAGGAGACUCAGUGAGUGACAAUGGAGAACCCCCAAAAAGUGGAGUCACCAUACCAACAAGUCCCAAAGGAAAGCACCUCGAUAGACGAUCUCGUUUGGGAAAGGGAAGGGGCCUUCCAAAGAAAGGUGGUGCAGGAGGCAAAGGUGUUUGGGGGCCACCUGGACAAGUGUAUGAUGUAGAAGAAGUAGAUAUCAAAGAUCCAAACUAUGAUGAUGACCAGGAUAACUGUGUCUAUGAAACUGUAGUUCUGCCAUUGGAUGAAAAAGCAUUCGAGAAAACACUGACUCCAAUAAUCCAGGAAUAUUUUGAACAUGGGGAUACUAAUGAAGUUGCGGAGAUGCUGAAAGACCUCAGUCUUGGUGAAAUGAAAUACAGUGUACCGGUGCUGGCUGUAUCAUUGGCAUUAGAGGGGAAGGCCAGUCACAGAGAGCUGACCUCUAAACUCCUUGCUGACUUAUAUGAAACAGUAGUCAGCAGACGUGAUGUGGAAAAGUCAUUCGACCGGCUUCUCAGAGACCUACCAGAAUUAGUACUGGACACUCCCAGAGCACCACAGUUGGUGGGCCAAUUCAUUGCAAGAGCAGUUGGAGAUGGAAUUCUGUGCAGUAGCUACAUAGAUGCUUAUAAAGGCACUGUGGACUGUGUGCAGGCUCGGGCUGCUCUGGAUCGAGCUACUGUACUGUUAAGUAUGACCAAAGGUGGGAAACGCAUAGACAAUGUGUGGGGAUUCGGAGGUGGGCAACAGCCUGUGAAGCAUCUUGUUAAAGAGAUUGAUAUGCUGUUGAAGGAAUAUCUUCUUUCAGGAGACGUUUCUGAAGCAGAACGCUGUCUUCAGGAGUUAGAGGUCCCUCAUUUUCACCAUGAACUUGUAUAUGAAGCAAUUGUAAUGGUUUUGGAAUCAACUGGAGACACAAAUUUCAAAAUGAUGCUCAAUUUGUUAAAAUCCCUCUGCAGAACUGCUGUCCUAACUAUGGACCAAAUGAAAAGAGGUUAUGAACGAAUUUACCGUGAAAUCCCAGACAUUAAUCUUGAUGUGCCACAUUCGUACUCUGUGCUUGAGCAGUUUGUAGAGGAAUGUUUUAGUGCUGGAAUAAUUUCUAAACAGUUAAGAGACCUCUGUCCUUCCAGGGGAAGGAAGCGUUUUGUAAGUGAAGGAGAUGGAGGCCGCCUGAAAACAGAGAGCUACUGAAUACAUGAACCAACUCUUGCAGCUGUAGAUGCUUAAAGAAAUAUAUUAUGUAUAUAUUUUGUAAUAAGAGUUGCUAUGCAGAGUUGUUAUUUCUGAAAGAUCCAAUUGUUUCGGGGCACAAAUACCUUCGGAAGGUUUUACAAAUUGGUGUUCAGUUUCUUUUCUCUACAACUAACAUUGGCUAAAAGAAUUAACUACAUUUGUAUGGAGAUUUGAUAACAUGUUGUUCUUUGGAAAAUGCCGUAUGCUUGAUCUCAUGUGUUUUGCAUCGAUGCCUGCCUGCCACUCCCUUAUUUCAAGGACAGUGCUUCCAUAGUAAAAUCACUGGUUUAUACAAAGCUUUAUAAAAUCGGUUGUUAGGCUGCUGAAACUGUACUUUGGCUGCUGCUGUGAAGAAGAAAAAGUUAUAUUCUUUAAAUAUAGUUGAUCAUAAAAUAUAUUCAUUUUCUUCUAGGGGAACAUAUUGAUUUUGACUUAAAGACUAGUUCAGCAAAUGGUGGCUGGAACAUCUAUUUUUUCCUAUGGAACUGGAAAAAUAAAUUGUUUGGAUAGAAUGUAUUGUACAAAUAAACUUUAUGAAGUA
Pogona vitticeps (central bearded dragon) is the source of this 2198-nucleotide messenger RNA. RefSeq names its product programmed cell death 4 (gene PDCD4). Gene Ontology annotation, biological process: negative regulation of DNA-templated transcription. Gene Ontology annotation, cellular component: cytosol; nucleus. The record is from RefSeq and is a predicted model, not a curated record. NCBI's taxonomy places the organism in Eukaryota, Metazoa, Chordata, Lepidosauria, Squamata, Agamidae.